This is a messenger RNA of Punctularia strigosozonata HHB-11173 SS5, 309 nucleotides long. RefSeq names its product P-loop containing nucleoside triphosphate hydrolase protein. Gene Ontology annotation, biological process: proton motive force-driven ATP synthesis; proton transmembrane transport. The record is from RefSeq and is a predicted model, not a curated record. NCBI's taxonomy places the organism in Eukaryota, Fungi, Basidiomycota, Agaricomycetes, Corticiales, Punctulariaceae. The annotation marks the transcript as partial. Gene Ontology annotation, molecular function: ATP binding; proton-transporting ATP synthase activity, rotational mechanism; ADP binding. The transcript has a single exon.
AUGUGCUUGAACUUGGAAGCCGACAACGUCGGUGUCUCCAUCUUCGGUAACGAUCGUCUCAUCAAGGAGGGUGACACCGUCAAGCGUACCGGCCAGAUCGUCGACGUCCCCGUCGGCCCUGCUCUCCUCGGUCGUGUUGUUGACGCCCUCGGCAACCCCAUCGACGGUAAGGGCCCCAUUGAGGCCACCCAGCGUAGCCGUGUCUCGCUCAAGGCGCCCGGCGUUCUCCCUCGUCGCUCGGUGAACCAGCCCAUGAUGACUGGUAUCAAGCCCAUCGACGCCAUGGUGCCCAUUGGUCGUGGUCAGCGU